AUGCAGUGUGAUGUUCCUGGUAACCUAAGCCACAAAGAGGAGGAAUCCUGGCAGUUCCUUGUGCAUGCAGGUGGAUAUAACCCACACUGUAUAUUUUUAUAUUUUCUGGAAAAGAUUGCAUUUGAUUCCACAGUACUUCUAGAUUUUCUGAUUUCAUCAGAAACUUGCUUUCUGGAGUACUUGGUCAGGUACUUGAAGCUCCUUGGGAUGGAGUGGCCUCACUUUGUAGAGGUCUGUAACCAUUUCGAUACCAGGCCCAGCACUUUGCACGCAGUUGGUUCUGUCAAGCAGAGCUGCGUGACUGGGGCGAGUUUGCAAAGUGCUGUUUGUUCAGCAGAGCCACGGAGUGCGAUGGCUUCGGCUCCCCACAAUUGCCCGGUGUUUACAGCUCGGCACGGUGAUAAUGAGGCUGCAGAGUGGAGCCAGUCUGACUCACUGACCAGCGCUGAUAGCGCGUCCCUGCUCGGUUCUCUUCAAAGCCUGGUUAAUUAUGACAGCUCAGAGGACUCGGAGGUGGAAUCCGAUGGAAAAGAGUGUUUGGUAAACACAAAGCAAUUGCAUUCAAACAAUGAGGGUGAGGCGAGGAGGAGGGAAACAAGUUGCAGCUGCAGAGAUGAUGACCGGAAUUCACGCACCUCUGAAGUGUCGCCUCCGAAACUGAAGGGAUCCUCUGCCUCAUCCUGUUGGACUCGUAUGGCAUCUCCAGAUAACAUUGCUCCCCUAAGAGUAAUGCUUUACAAAUCAACAAAGUGUCUGGAAGAGCUGCAGGAGGCUAUUUCUAGGUUGCAGAGGAGAAGUCUUUUCCCAUAUAAUCCAUCUGCGUUGUUGAAACUGCUGAGCCAGGUUGAGAAGAUGAAUAAAUCCAUGAAUCCACAAUAAUCCAAAGUGUUCUUGUGGGGUUUUUUUAAACAAGUUCACCGGGGAAUAUUUCCAUGAGAUUAAUGACUUGUUGCCUCAUGCCUCUUGCACCAGUCAGUGCGUUUAACCUCAGGCAGGGUGAACAUGGAUUUGGUUGGAACCCUAAAAUCUGGGAUUGCAUCCAGUGAUAUGAUCCAUGACCUGAGGGGCCUAAGCUCAUUCAUGGUGUGUAUGUCAAUGUACAGUAAAUAAGGAUUAGUUGUUGGAUUUUCAACUUUUUGUAAUAAAUAACUCAUGUGAAAGCAUUUCAAAAAUAUAUGCUAAAGUAUUGUCAA
This is a messenger RNA of Melospiza melodia melodia, 1193 nucleotides long. Its product is annotated as protein Lines homolog 1-like. The record is from RefSeq and is a predicted model, not a curated record. The transcript is spliced from 2 exons. Bases 1 to 879 code for a protein of 292 amino acids. NCBI's taxonomy places the organism in Eukaryota, Metazoa, Chordata, Aves, Passeriformes, Passerellidae.